ACUAUGAGUUAUAACCAGACAUGUAGCUCUGAGGAACACAGACGCCCAAUCCUUCAGCCCUAAAUUGUCAAAUCCCUAACCCUAAACCCCCAAUUCCCUCCCCUUCCUCUCAAUCUUAGCGUAAUUGAGCUUAAUUUCGUGUCGAGGGUCCGAAAAGAAAAUGGAAGGAUUUGAAGUGGAAUGGAAGAAACAGGCACAGCAAUGGUGGUCUCAAUCCCUUCACUACGUUCAUCGCAUUCCGCCUCAACAGAUUUAUGCCGCCAUGGCCGUACUGCUAUUCACCACGUUUUUGCUCUUACUGGUUAGGUUGUUUAAGCGCCCAAAAGCUAAUACGAUACUAGUGACUGGGCUUAGCGGCAGUGGCAAGACUGUGCUUUUCUAUCAACUUCGGGAUGGCUCUUUUCAUCAAGGUACUGUCACAUCUAUGGAACCAAAUGAGGGAACUUUUGUGCUUCAUUCUGAAAAAUCAAAGAAUGGAAAGCUAAAUCCUAUUCAUGUUAUUAAUGUUCCCGGGCAUUCUCGCCUUAGAGCCAAACUAGAUGAUUUCCUCCCUCAAGCUGCUGGUAUAGUGUUUGUGGUUGAUGCUGUGGAAUUCUUACCAAAUUGCCGUGCUGCUUCAGAGUACCUGUAUGAUAUUUUGACCAAGGCGAGUGUGGUGAGGAAGAAAAUUCCAGUUCUUAUUCUCUGCAAUAAGACAGACAAAGUGACUGCACAUAGCAAGGAAUUUAUUCGAAAACAAUUGGAGAAGGAAAUUGACAAAUUACGAGCAUCAAGAAGUGCAGUAUCAACAGCUGAUAUUACAAAUGAGUUUACACUCGGAGCACCUGGAGAACGAUUUGCAUUUUUGCAGUGUCAAAACAAAGUUACAGUUGGAGAAGCUUCUGGCCUUGGUGGUGAAAUUUCCCAGGUGGAGCAAUUUAUCAGAGAUAACGUAAAGUCGUAGGAUAUUUGAUCCCAUUUCAUGAAUUUGUGGUAAUUUCUUGUAAGUUAAAAGAUGUUCCAAGUGAUUAUGGCUCAUUGCAUUUGGGAUGCUCACGCUGCUCUUUUAAAUGAUUUCUUUUUCCCUUUUAAUUGCA
Molecule: messenger RNA, 1076 nt
Organism: Malus domestica (apple)
Lineage: Eukaryota; Viridiplantae; Streptophyta; Magnoliopsida; Rosales; Rosaceae
Biological process (GO): protein targeting to ER
Cellular component (GO): signal recognition particle receptor complex
Molecular function (GO): GTPase activity; GTP binding
Source: RefSeq, a predicted model, not a curated record